Messenger RNA from Parasteatoda tepidariorum (common house spider), 627 nucleotides. RefSeq lists its product as uncharacterized. NCBI's taxonomy places the organism in Eukaryota, Metazoa, Arthropoda, Arachnida, Araneae, Theridiidae. The record is from RefSeq and is a predicted model, not a curated record.
GUCCGUCGCGGGGAGUAUAAAAUCCGGGAAAAACUCAUCUGGAAUCCUAUCUUCACAUCGCUUUUCUGUCGGACUUCUCUGAGAUUAAAAAUCAAUUAUUGUCUGCCGAUUUCGUCACCGAAGAAUUUGAAUUAUUGACGAGGAAUUCAUUUUUCCCCCGAACCAUGUCCAGUAAGAAAGGAAGUUGUGUCGUCACACUGAUUCUGAUGGUCAGCUUGCUAUGGAUUGCAGAAUCUAGAUAUUUGCCUACACGAUCCGAUCCAUCAAGAUACGAACACAUCAAAGAAGUUUUGAGAGCUCUUUUGGAUUUGAAUGAGGAAGGAUCGAAUGCGAGGACAAGCUAUAUCUACGAUGACGUCUACCGUUCCAAGCGAUCCCCAUUCCACCCUAACACUCUACCCUCAUCUCUCGUUCACACUCAAUAAAGGAUUACGAUUUGUUGACGUUUUCCAUGAAAUUAUCUGCACCAAAUUCUUCAUAAGUCUAGAGAAUAAUGUUUUCUUUUACUUUGUAUUCAUCAUCCAUAUCUACAGUAUUAUAAUUUAAAUCAAAUCUUACUUUCCAAAAAUAUGUAAAAAUAUUUCUAUUUUUAGUUAAUAAAAACUUUGAGUUUAUUGAUGUAUGGAA